ACUGUGUAGGAGUGAUGGCGCACACUCGGCACCUCACUGCAGCAGCCGACGACGUCACGUAAACAAACCCACUACCAGGCAGACUGCCUCUUCCUCGCAUGGAUUAAAGUCAGGACAUGCUAGAACUCAGAACCAGGUGGUUCUCUUCGAUUUGUGACUCAGCGUGGCGCCAUCCACUGUGCAUCCAACGUGGCCCUCCCGGGAGCUUUAUGGUUCCAGAGAGGCGCCAACCUCUAUAACCCUAACGCGGCCUGCACCCCUGUGGCUUCAGCGAGGCCCCUCUACCUGUGGCACCUCCCCUGUGGCUCCAGCGUGGACCUUCUUCCUGUGACACCAUCGUGGCACCUCGUGUGACACAAGCGUGGCACCUCCUGUGACACCAGCGUGGCCCCUCCUGUGACACCAGUGUAUCAACCUCCCCGGUGGUUAAAGCGUUACCCCCACUCCUGUGACACCAGCGUGGCACCUCCCCUGUGGCUCCGGCGUGGCCCCUACCUCGUGGCACCAGCGUGGCGCCUCCUUCAAGACUUUGCCGACCCUCAUUAGCAGGCCACAGUGAAGGUCUUCGCGAGAGGAGUCAUGCCAAACGCCACCAACGAGGUCACCGAUGUACUUAUUAAAAGAGGAUUUAAGGACGGGUAACUCCUCCACUACAGAAGACCAACCAACUGUAAAUUAUUGUUUGUAAUGGUGAGGACAUCAAGCCAGCAGUCAAUUCAUUCGGGCGGCCAUUGUGGGUAUGGCGACGGGCAGCAGCACAGUGUUCGAGGGAGUGGUGACCAUGGCUGUGGAUGGCUCCUCCACCGCCGCCGCUGUCGUUGGAUCAACACUCAUACUGAUUGGAGUGAUGUUGACGGUGGUGUCGGCAGUAGGGUACAAGAGGUAUACUAAGUACCGCUCCCGUCAGGUGGGCGCCGUCAUGGCCAGGGCUAGACGAAUGGCCAGAGGUGAGGGCGCCUCACCCGCCUUUCUUGAUUUAGGUUCCGGGGGAGAGCUGUUGAGAGUGAUGGCUGCCUGUGACAACACAGUCACCAUCUGUGAUACUGUAGUGCCCUUGGAAGCGUAUUGUAAUGGGAAGAUUUGUGAAGUAAAUAUGGGAGAGAUUACAACAAACUCUGGGAGGUCUGGAAGUGUCGAUAACCUAGCUACAAGAAUCUCGAGGAAGAGUGCCAGUGUGGAUACUUUAGCCACGACGAACUCUAGAAAGAGUGGAAGUGUUGAUAACCUAGCAGACCUCCGGACUAUAGAUAUAUCUCCUGGUAUGAUUGUACUGCCUGUAUACUUAGUGGAAUCCAGUUGCACGGUGAAUGUUUAUAUGCCAGAUGAACACGAGGCUCCGCUCUGGCUCUACACUGACAUGUUGAUGUUGUUCUGGGUGGCUGUGUUCCUGGCAAGCAUUGGACACACCUUCCUCAACGCUGCUUUCAUCAUUCUUGGUGUAGCAUUCAACAGUCUGCCCAACGUUACCAUAGACAUUCUGUGCGGCGUCUUUGGCUGUAUUGGAGGAGUGUGCAUUGUGGCGGCGGGCGCAGUGGCUUGCCGCUGCUACAAGGUCUACCACAAGUACCUUCGUGAGAGUGCUCCCUCCCCCUUUGAGGAGACAACCUUAACGAAUGGUCCAGCUAUCUGGCAGCUACUAUAAAUUAUACUUAUUGUUACACAAUUAAAGUUUAUGUGAUUGGUUUUAUGGUUUAUUCAGGGCUUUCAAAAUAAUUCCUCUCAGGAGGUACUUAACAGUGAAAACGAAGUACUUCUCAAGGAAGGCACUGGGCUAACUACCCGGUACAGUACCAGCAACAAGCUUAGGAGAGUAAAUGUACUGGGUACCAGAUGAUUUUGAAAGCUCUGCUUAUUGUAUGAUCAACACUAGAGCCCACUGACCUCUGUACCCGAGAGAACUUGGAGACAAACGAAAUAUUUAAAAAUAAAUUGUUAGUUAUGAUUCUCCUGAACGCAGCAGAACUUGCCACUGCGGCCUUGUCAACGUCUUACAUGUGUAUCCAUCUGUACUGUAUAUACGUCAGUAAUGUGGCCUGAGACAUUGUGCUGCUUCCCCUAAACACCUGUCCAGGGUAAGAGGAAUGUUGAUACACAUGGCAGUCAGUUGCACAAAUCGUUCAAAUUACUCUUUCAGACUCCGUAGAUGAUUAACAUUGUCAUUGUGUUAGUGUGGAUCUCGUUACCAAAUUAUAAUUAAGUAAAACUAUUGACAACUUGUUUUAACGUGUUUUGAAGUUGGGUGUUAAUUGUUUAGAGUUUUGCCAUAUUUGUCGAUAACCAUUUCGUGUAUGUACAGAAGUUCUCUCGGGCUCAUUGCUCAGUUGUUGUAUCCCUCGGCAGUGUAUUAAAAAAAAACUACUUGCCAUAUAAAAAUAUUACGUGACCGAUAGUAAGUAGCGCUCUGAAGUUAACAUAUUAUCGUUUUGUGUUGGAAACUUAACUGUCUCAGUUAAGUUCUGAUCUUUGGGUGGCAUAUGACUUAACAAUUUAUUCUUAUAUUCUAUCUUAUGACUUUUAACAAUUUAUUUUUAUAUUCUACCUUAAGUCAGUCUACGUGCAUUUUUGUGUCUUCAUUUACGAGGAAAACUCAUCAUUCGAACCUUUGAGAAUCUGAUCCCGGUGGCUGAAAGCAUUUAAAAAAGAGCAGUUGCUGUGUCUUUUCUCUGAACAUAUCUUGCGGACAUUUUCUUUUUUAAAUUUAUUCAUUUUCUUUAAGGGCAAGAAAGCAUAUUAUACAACAUAUAGUACUGUCUUACAAUAAAAAAUUCGGAGCAUUACUUAUCCAUCGGUGACGUCCUCAAUAUGGCCUCCGCUGGUGUCAUGUUUGUUUCUCCAAGCUAAAUAAAAAUUUAUCGUGUUCCUUCACUGGUCUAGUAAGGGUUUGGAAUAAAAAACCGUUAUACAUGCGUUGACAGUUAUAGUAUUAUGUCGUAUGUAUGGCAGUAAUGUGUAUAUCAUAUAGUACAGCCACACCGCAUAUCAUGACAUCAGAGAAGUUUAAUCUUUUAGAAGUCUUCCCCCAGAGCUCAGGUGUAUCCCGCGGGCGUCCAGGCAGGAGUACGGCAGUCUGUGACGGUAUGUUGGCUAAUUCAGCCUGGCAACACCUGCACUGGUUGUCUUACUCCACACUACAGUUUAAUGUGACGGUGCUUGACAGUAUCGUAUUGUCAAGAGGGAAUACUGAAUAGAGUAGCUAGUACCUGGUGUCUCUUGUGGCAUUCCCCGCGUUUUUUUUAAUGAAUGAUAGAGAUUUAGUAAAUAAGAAUUACGAUGUAUUGUUUACAGUCUUUUGAUGUCAGUUAGGCAAUAAUAGAGUAUAAUAGGAUAGUGUACCCACUGUAUUGCGACAGUGAUCAUUUUGUUAGUGUAGAUAUUUGUUAAAAACUUGACUUAAUUUUCUCAUGUGGGACAUCAAAAUAUUUUCAAGUUAUUUGAAACACAUUACAGAAACACCUAAAAGAGGUAUUGCUGUCAAAAUGAAAGAUACUCCUACACACUCUACAAGUUCACCAAACAGUCAACAAGUUCAUCAAACACUACAAGUUCACCAAACACUACAAAUUCACCAAACACUACAAGUUCACCAAACACUUCAAGUUCACCAAACACUACAAGUUCACCAAACAGUCAACACGUUCACCAAACACUACAAGCACAGGUCUGACAUCACCACCACCACCACCCUGACAACACUAUGAACAUCCGCACAGGUCUAACACCAACUCUACCACCAAUUUGACAACACUCUUGACGUCAGCACAGGUUUAACAUCACCACCACCACACUGACAGCACUAUGGACAUCAGCACAGAUUUAACACCACUUUGACAAUAUUAUGGACGUCAGCACAGGUUUAACACCAAUUCUGUCACCACUUUGACAACAUUAUGGACGUCAGCACAGGUUUAACAUCACCACCACCUUGACAACACUAUGGACAUCAGCACGGGUCUAACACCAACUCUACCACCACCCUGACAACAUUGACUUCCGUAUUAUUAAACAUCAUCCCUUGAAGAGGGUUGUCAUGUUUCAACCCGAGUUUUAAACUAAAUGAGUCCUGAGGGACACGGCAGUACAGUACUUAACGGGGUGAUGUGGCAGUAAAAUUAACUAAUUCCAAUAAAAUAGGCUCGCGCGACGACAGCUUACGACGGAAAACAGAACUUUUGUGACAUGUUGGUAAUAUUUUUUUCGAAACUAUAUUGCCCCUGUAAAGUCUAAAUGGGGUCUUGGCACAACUGAUGUUACUGGUCAGUAUAAUCAGUGGGUCGGGAGAAACUUUAAUAGGUCAUGUGAGGUUAGAGAAGACCCAUAAUAAAACAACUACCAAAUAUUCGGAGAAAUUUUUUGGAAACAUACGAGGCUGACUUCCAUCAAGCAGCAAAUUGGUACAGUACACGAUAGGCUGAUACCUGAAGGUGGCUGGACAGUGUGCAUGUUUCGUUACCGCUGUGCUGACAAUGGGGGGGGGAGGGGUUCAGAAUAUAGAUUGGUUUUAAAUUUGGUGAAUAUUGAGAGAAAGCUGAAACAUGGUGAGGGUAUUAUUGAUAAGACUAAAAAAAGAUUAUUUGGUCCACAUAAUGGAAUUGGUUUCGAAAUACAACUAGAAAAGUAGUCUUGUAAAUGAUGUCCGAUUUCGGUUACCAUGGAAACGAGACUACGUUGCAACCCUUCAUUAAUGGCCUGAGACAGGAUGUCUUGUACUUGAGGUUUGGUGUACUGGUUAAUAAUUGUGGACAACAUUAUUCAAAGUUGUCGUGAUGGAAGGAAACAAGAGUUGCAGUAUUAUAGUAUUGAAAAAAACGGAGGGAGUGUAACUCAGAACUAUCCAAGUUGACAAGCGAAAGUUUUUGAACUGGAUCUUGUCUAAUGCUGAAAUACUGAAGGGGUUAAUGGAAUAUGGAUGUAGAGCAGCAGAUUUUCACAGCCCGCUUUUUACGGAAUAUUCACUUUUUUGUGAUUACAACUUCAUUCCAUCGGCGAAAAGUAACUUCUCGCCCAGUGCCUAACACUGACAGAUGUGAUCCUGCCUUGACAUCGUAUGGACACGUCACGUGCCUUGUGUCAACCAACAUCAUCACACAUGCAGUAAUUAGAAGCAUUCAUAUCUCUAGAAAGUUAAGUUUCAGAGUUCGUAAGUUUUACUUGUCAAUUUUUGCUGAGAUUUAGCCUGUUCUCGAGUCAGUAUACAGUAGUGCUCGAAACUUGCUAAACGAUUAAUCUGCCAUAGUUUUCUGAAGUGAUAGAUUUCUUCCUAUAAAGUUAUCCUUCUACAGCUUCACCCGUUGGAAAGAUUGUAUUCUCUCAGUAACUUUUUUGUAAAAGUCUUUUAUACCUAAUAGUGAGGAGUAAAUCUGUAAUUACGUAAUCAAAACAUUAACUGGUGCAUGCCCUCUUUUGAAAGUCUUAGACGAUCACGUAAGCAAAGGUGAGACUCACCUGUAGUCUUAAAAUUUAUGUCGGUAAGUUCCUGUGGCAGUGAAUACUGAUGUUCUAAUGGUUUAUAUGUUUUAUAUAUUCAUACAUCGCAUUUUCACAUUCGAGUAACAAUUCAAGUGCUUGUCCAAUAUUGUAUUGUCUUGGGAAGUGUUGCUACCGUGAGCUCUUGCACUGAGCCUUUCUACUCCUGUAUAACUCAUUUCAUUUAACUGAAAAUAUUAAGUCGUAUACGAAUGGGCUGUUUCUAUUGGGAAUAAGAAUUAAGUAAAAAGGUAAACAGAUUGUUAUUAAAUAAAGUCUUUUUUUUUCUUCAUAUGCCUUCUUUAAAUAUCAACAGACAUCUUCAUGUUGGCUAGGCUACACAAUCAUAUAAUUAUAGCAAAAUCCAUCUUUACUCUUCCCGAAAGUACAACUCCUGUGGUUCUUUGUUAUAAUACGAAUUUGUGAUUGUGAAGUAUCAUCAGACCAAUGUAGCUCGGCAGAUUUCCCAAACGUAAUCAAUAGAGAUUUCCCUCCUGGUUUCAAGUUAGGGAUGAGAGCCACGGAGGCUGGAGUCAGCGAAUUCAUUAUGUGUUAGACCAGCCAAGCGAUGAUUAAAUAUUUUUUUUAUUAUAAACCUAAAUACUAAGUUGCAUGGUAUUUGGUCAUGCUGUUUGAAAGAUAUCGUUAUACCAAAAACACCACGAACAAGCACUAACAAACAUACAGUCCCCACAUGUACGUUUAUGGAUAAGUGAUACACUUAGAUAACUUGGUGAUCGCACUAGUUCCUCUCCCUUUCAGUAAGAGGAAACCGAAAUUGCUCAUCAAAUCAUAGAACACUGCAUAAAAGACAUGGUAAGAAAAAUCAGUAGCCUAGCCUCUGUUGUAGGAGAUGUCAACCAUUGUGUUUUGUCGUCGUAAUUUAUAUACCGUACAAUAUUACCAAACGCAACAAUGUUCGUGAGUCUUUGUAAGUUUUAAUAGACUAAAGGUAUAGGAAAACACAUAAUAAAACUAAAGGUAAAUAU
Messenger RNA from Homarus americanus (American lobster), 6452 nucleotides. RefSeq lists its product as uncharacterized. The record is from RefSeq and is a predicted model, not a curated record. NCBI's taxonomy places the organism in Eukaryota, Metazoa, Arthropoda, Malacostraca, Decapoda, Nephropidae. Bases 740 to 1642 code for a protein of 300 amino acids. The transcript has 6 exons.